AAACUCGCUGAGAAGUUCGUUCGCGAUGAAGCGAAUCCUGGAAUUGUUCGUCCUCGCGACGAUCCUGGUCGUAUGUUCGGCUAACUGCCGAUCAAACUUACAUGGAUAUCAAAAUUAUUACCAGUGUGAAAACAUCACGAAUCUGCAGAUACUCUCGGUGAUACCCGAAGGAGUAAUAGGCAUCGAUAUUAAAAACUCGAACAUCAAGAAAAUACCGACAGACGCAUUCUUGAUGCAUGCCGAUUCUCUGGAGGAACUUAAUAUCACCGGUUGCGGCGUGGAGGAGAUCGAGCCUAACGCGUUUCGGGGUCUCAAACUACGCGUGCUGGGUUUGGUAGACAACAGAAUUCGUAAACUAGACUCAUCGUGGAUUCAGGAUUUGACAAACCUCGAGGCGCUCAUCGUGUGGCGCAAUCGAAUCGCCGAAGUUGACGCGCAAUUAUACGAUUUGUUGCCGAAUCUAAAGCUCUGGGAUAUCGCGCACAACGAGAUGAACGCUUGUUUACCUACGGAAUUGCUGAAGAAGCUAACGAAACUGAGAAGGAUCUAUCUCGCCAGCAAUCCAUGGUCGUACCGAUGUCGCCGCACGAUGACGUGGUACUUGGGUAGCAAUCACAUCCGUUUUGUCCAAGAUUGGGGUAGCAGCGAUAUGCUAAUUGAAGAAUGUCUUGCCCAUGAGCCGAACGCCGACGUCGACGACAAUGUUUUAUCCAAAUGCGUUGAUCGCAAGAUCGGCUCUACCGAGACGCUGCAAACUGUGUCUGGAUUGAGUGAACAGAUCCGAGAACUCUCAAGAAAAGUCACUGAAUUGGAAAUCGAAGUCGCCGCUUUGAAGAAAAACCGGAUAUUAAUUCGUUAAAGCUCGGAAUCUCUUUACCUAUUUAUGAAAUUGCGUUAAUAUAUAAUGCGUCAAUAUAAUAAAUUUCAGCAGAACGUAUAACAUCGACACGUAAUAAUUCAGUACUUUUUAAAUUAAAAUUAAAUAUCGUUGCCCGAUUGCAAUUGUAGCUGGAAAUAAUACUCCAAAUACAAUGAGCUUUGAUAAAUUGAUAAGACCACUUAUUUUCAAAUGGGAUGUGCGACUUUGAAAUUACAUGACUUUACAACGAGAUACAAACGAUUGAGUGUAAAACGUAGAAAAACUUUCAAAAUUGAAAAUAUCAAAUAAACGUUCAAAAUAAACGCUUCCAAAUUCUCACGUAAGAGGCAAUCGGUGAUGCGAUUAUUCGCGCACAAAAUGAUUGAAAUAUUAUACAGCGAUGCGCUCUGUAAUAAGAACAUCUACUUUGAUAUUCAAUCGCAUCGCAUCAUCCCCCGUAUCAUCGAUAUGAACGGUAUAUCGAAUUUCAA
This is a messenger RNA of Trachymyrmex septentrionalis, 1350 nucleotides long. RefSeq names its product slit homolog 3 protein-like. The coding region runs from base 26 to 859 and encodes 277 amino acids. Lineage: Eukaryota; Metazoa; Arthropoda; Insecta; Hymenoptera; Formicidae. Gene Ontology annotation, molecular function: protein binding. The record is from RefSeq and is a predicted model, not a curated record. The transcript is spliced from 2 exons.